Molecule: messenger RNA, 1707 nt
Organism: Fonsecaea erecta
Lineage: Eukaryota; Fungi; Ascomycota; Eurotiomycetes; Chaetothyriales; Herpotrichiellaceae
Exons: 3
Coding region: 1-1707 (568 amino acids)
Biological process (GO): transmembrane transport
Molecular function (GO): transmembrane transporter activity
Source: RefSeq, a predicted model, not a curated record
AUGGCGGCGUCGUCGACAGACCCGGCGGCAGACCAGACUGUAUCCGUGGCGAACGAUGCAAGUAGCACUUCUUCGCUUCCCCUGGAACAGAAGGCAAAUGUUUCCGACGAAAAUGCCCUCGAACAAACCACGAGCCGCAUCGAAAACUAUCCGACUGGCAUCAAAUUGGGCAUGAUCCUGCUGAGCAUCUACUUGUCCGUAUUCCUGGUCGCACUCGACAGAACAAUCAUUGCUACCGCCUUGCCCAAAAUCACGGACAAGUUUCAAAGCUUCGGAGACGUUGGUUGGUACAAUGCCGGAUUUCUGUUUCCCGCCACAGCUCUCCAACUCCUCUUUGGCCGACUAUACACGUUCUACUCGCCCAAGUGGAUUUUCCUGAUUGAAGUGUUUGUGUUUGAAAUCGGCUCUGCAAUAUGUGGCGCCGCCCCGAACUCGGUCGCUUUUAUCUGGGGGCGAGCGGUGGCUGGCCUGGGUGCGGCAGGACUGUUUAAUGGUGCGAUGAUCUUGAUGAUGUACGCUUCGCCUCUCGAUAAGAGACCUCUCUACAUGGGUCUCCUUGGUGCUGUCUUUGGUGUGGCGUCAGUUGCUGGACCGCUCCUAGGUGGUGUGUUCACGACCAAGGUCACCUGGAGAUGGUGUUUCUACAUCAAUCUCCCGAUUGGCGCGGUCGUGCUGGUGUUCCUCUUCUUGGUCAUUGACAACACUGCGCCCGCACUGGGGGAUUUGCCGCUGAAAGAGAAGAUUGCACGAGUUGACAUUCCUGGCACGUUGGUAUUCCUUCCGUGCAUUGUUUGCCUACUUCUGGCUCUGCAAUGGGGCGGUCAAAAGUACAGCUGGUCGGACGGCCGCAUUAUCGCCCUCUUGGUUCUAUUCGGCGUCCUCCUCAUCAUUUUCAUCGGCAUUCAAUUCUGGCGGAAGGAAGCUGGGACGGUCCCGCCCCGGAUCGCCAAACAACGCACCAUCGCAACCGCUGGCUUCUACGCCUUCUGCCUGGGGUCGUCGUUUAUGAUUGCUGUCUACUACUUGUCGAUAUGGUUCCAAGCGAUCAAAGGUGAUUCAGCAAUCCGGUCCGGAUACUCGACGUUGCCCUUCAUCCUGGCCCUCGUCGUUGCGUCUAUCAUGUCAGGGGCGUUUGUUUCAAGAUUAGGCUAUUACAACCCGUCAAUUUUGGCAGGUGGAGUCCUGGUGCCCAUUGGUGCUGGCCUCUUUACACUGUUCACCACCCACACAGCACAUCCUUUUUGGAUCGGUUCCCAGGUCCUGUUUGGAUUCGGCGUCGGCCUGGGGUUGCAACAAACUAACAUCGCCGCUCAGACUGUUCUGGAUAAGAAGGAUGCCCCAACUGGAGUUUCAUUGGUGUUCUUUUGUCAGGGUCUCGGUGGAACCAUCUCUGUUGCGGUUGCCCAGAACGUCUUGGACAACAAGCUGAUAUCGGGUCUCAAGAAUUUCAGCAACAUCAGCCCACAUGAUAUUGUCAAUACCGGAGCCACCGAGCUGAGGCAGGCUUUCAGCCCUUCACAACUACCGGAAGUUUUGCGCGUCUACAACCACGCUUUGGUGAUUGUCUUCUAUGUUGCACUGGGAUUUGCUUGUGCAGCAAUCUUCGGAGGUUUGGGCAUGGAGUGGAAGACCUUGAAAAAGGAUAAAGCCAAGAAGGACAAAGAAAGCCUAUCCGAGGAUGUCAAGGAAGAAACGAAGACGGAGUGA